GAGGGGAGGUGGGGCGGGAUCGCCGGCUGCCAGCGCCCGGCCCCAGUCACGGCUGCGGGUCCCGCACGGCAAGCGUUAACCUUGCGCCGCCCGCCCGGGACUCGGCGGCUCGGCUGCGGAGCCGCAGUUCAGCCGGACUGCGGAGGUGUUCCAGCGGAGCCGGAAGGGAGGACGGUCCGAAGGGAUCCGCGGGUGCCGGCCGACAUCACAGUCCCGACCAAGGCCUUUGGAAGCGGCCCUCCACCCCCUGCUCCCUCCCCAGCAGCUCCGGCCGCCGGCUGCGGGUUCCUCCGGGCCACCGUAGGAGGCCGCCGAUGGUGUGGAGGAGGUGCGGGCGACACCGAUAGUCUCCUUCCUCCGUUCACGCCGGAGCGUACGAAGAGCAGGGGGGUGGGUUGAGGGAGGAGGCCUCCCACCCCCCCCCCCCCCCACAUCAUUGCCCUCGAGGAAGGCCACCUGUUGCCGCGUGCCCAGGCUUUUCGAAGGAUGGACUGGCAGCUGAACGGGACGGUGAGGUUCCUGCACUCCUCCUGGUUGAACACGUCGCUGCUGGUGGAGCAUUUCUCCCUCUGCUCGGACCCUGUGAGCAGCACCACCUUUCUGCUCAUGGCCUACAGCGCGGUGAUGGCGGUGGGGCUCAUCGGCAACACCUGCCUCGUCCUGGUCAUCGCCCGGCAGCGGGAGAUGCGUAACGUCACCAACGUCCUGAUCGCCAACCUGUCUUGUUCGGACAUCCUCAUCUCCAUCAUUUGCCUGCCCGUGACGGUCAUCUACACCAUGAUGGACCGCUGGAUCCUGGGCGCCCUGCUGUGCAAGCUGACCCCGUUUGUCCAGAGCACGUCCAUCACCGUCUCCGUCCUCUCGCUGGUCCUGAUCGCCUUGGAGAGGCACCAGCUCAUCAUCAAGCCCACCGGCUGGAAGCCGACGGUGGGGCACGCCUACUUGGCAGUGGCCAUCAGCUGGCUGGUGGGGUGUUUCAUCUCCUUGCCCUUUGUGUCCUUCAAUGUUCUAACCAGCGACCCCUACGCCAACAUCUCCUUCCUCCCGGAGGAGCUGGUCGAGCAGGUGGCCUGCAUCGAGCGCUGGGCCUCGGAGCGCCAGAAGCUGGCCUACACCACCUGCCUCCUGGUCUUCCAGUACGGCCUGCCGCUGCUCCUGAUGGUCACUUGCUACUUCCGCAUCUUCCUGCGCCUGCGCCGGCGGCGGGAGAUGGUGGACCGCCCCCGGGACAGCAACCGCCGGGUCAGCCACAGCUGCAGGGUGAACAUCAUGCUGGCCUCCAUCGUUGUGGCCUUCGGCCUGUGCUGGAUGCCUCUCACCAUCUUCAACACUGUCUUCGACUGGGACCAUGAGGCCAUCUCUGUCUGCCACCACAACCUCAUCUUCUCUCUCUGCCACCUGACGGCCAUGCUGUCGACUUGUAUCAACCCCAUCAUCUACGGCUUCCUCAACGCCAACUUCCAGAAGGAGGUGAAGGCCUUGCUGUACCGGUGUCGCUGUGGCGGCUCCUCGGAGAGGUACGAGAGCUUCCCGCUGUCCACCGUCAACACUGAGCUGUCCAAGGCCUCCCUGCACCAGGGCUGCCCUAACAACGUCUAAACUCUCAGCUCGGAUUUCUGGAAGGCCUUUGACAGAUGUAUGAGAAGGUCUUUGACAAGGUCAGCACAUGAAGCUGCUAAUCAAGAGCCCAUAGUAUUACAGAAAAUAUUCUUGCACGGACAGAGGAUUGGCUGACUGGCAGAAGGCAAAGAGUGGGAAUAAAGGGGGCCUUUCCUCCUUGUCAUGUUGGUGUUGGGUCCUCCACUUUGCACCUUAUAUCAAUGAUCUGGAUCAUGGAAUCAGUUUCUUUGUGGACGAUACAAAGGUAGGUGCAGGGAGUGGGUAGUGUAAAGAAAUCAGGGAGGCUGUAGAAGGAUUUAGACAGAUUGGUAGAAUGGGUAAAGAAGUGGGAGAUGGAAUGCAGUGUAGGGAAAUGUAUGAUCAUGCACUUUGGUAGAAAGGAUAAAGGUGUAGACUGCUUUCUAAGCAGCAAGCGAAUUCAGAAUUUGGGGGUGCAAAUAGGACUUGAGAGUCCUUGUGCAGGAUUCCCUAAAGGACUGGUGGAUCAAUUGACCACCAUCGCCCGCGAGACUGGCUGUACUGCCCAUCAAGUCCGUGUCCGGAUUUACAAUUGAAAGACUGCAUUUGGUAUCUGCAUGUCGCCAGAGGAUGCUUUAUACGACUGAAGAUCAGCUGGGUGGGGGCUGGCUGAAUUACCCACCCUGGACAUCAUGCCCCAGUCAGGCAGAGGAACCGGGGCAGUUGGGGAGGAGGAAUGAGAGUUACUUCACGUCUUCUGCAGACGGGGCUGUAGCUGUCCAGUUCCCAGGGGCCUCACUUGGGUCAGAGGCUUAAUGGAGCUUCGGUCGUCCAGGAUCGAGGAUCAACUUUAUUCACCGUAGAUGUACUCGGAAUUUACUGUGGCGUGUUGGUGCGAGUCGCAACAUUUGACAAUUACAAGGAACGAAGAAUCGUACAGGGAUAAAGUUCAAGUAUGGACCGGGAAUAUAAUAAAUAUAAAUACCAGCAUGUAAUUACAAUGAGACCAGCUUUAUAAAAAGUGGUUCAAAGUGUUUACAGUGCAGUGUAAUGGCGAAGAGGGGGUGGGGUCUCACUAGAAUUGUUGAACAGACUAACUGGGGGAGAAAACUUUUAAGAAGGCGUGGUGUUUAUUUUAUUAGCCCUAUGAUGCUUUCCAAAGUGGAGUUUUACGAAGAGCUAGUUUGCAAGGUGGGUGGUUUCCACAAUGAUUCUUCCUGCCCACUGGAAACGCAGAAGCCCUCCGGUGGUGGCCAUUGAGCUGGCUGGCGCCCGGAGGUGCUCUGCAAGGGUCAGGGGGUAGGGGGUUUCUGGAUGGCUCGGGGGGUUGCUCUCCUCAGGCCAAGGAUGUCAAGGGAGUCCGCUCUUUGCCCUGAUGUUAAAAUGGAGUCACCUCAGUGGGGCCACGUUAUGUUCGUAGGUUGCAUGCUGUUUAAUCAUUUUUGUUCAGCUUGUGUGCUUGCUGUUGGACUUCCCAUGUUAAACAAAGAGCCUUCACUUGCUGUGUCUUGCCAGAAGAUUUUAAACCAGGUUAUCUAUAAAUAUGUUAAGUGCAGAAAAAUCAGGAAGGCCUAGAACACAGGCUCGGAGGCCUCUGGCCUGCGUUCAGCAUUUGGAGUCUGUAACCCAACCUGGAGCAGAGCGGGAAGGGUCAGUAACUCACUUUCUCUACCAAAGAGCAACCAGGAAACUUGGAUUAUAUAAACACAGCUGCACGGAAAUAAUCUUUGACUGCUGAGGAGAGUUGGGAAAGCUGCACCCUUUCAAGAAAAAAACCUUAAAAUGCAUGCAAAUAUCCUGUAGAUACUCUGGUGUUUUUCCUCACUUAGGCCGGUCUUGAAGAGGCCGAGACACGCCUGGGAGCCUCCUUCGGUGAGGGCCGGCCGAUGUGGUGAAUGAGAAUGGGGGAAGGGGGCAGGAGCUCGAACAAUGAGGGCAGCUGAUUGUGGCUCACCCUCAGAGUAUGCGUCUGUGUUUGUAAAUAUUUUAAAUCUCCUAUCUAUGGACAAAUGAUUGUUUAAUUAAAGUUCUAUAACGACUCAACGUCCAUUAAAAUUUACCACA
Messenger RNA from Hypanus sabinus (Atlantic stingray), 3642 nucleotides. Its product is annotated as neuropeptide Y receptor type 1-like. Gene Ontology annotation, cellular component: neuron projection; plasma membrane. Gene Ontology annotation, biological process: G protein-coupled receptor signaling pathway. The record is from RefSeq and is a predicted model, not a curated record. Gene Ontology annotation, molecular function: neuropeptide Y receptor activity; neuropeptide binding. Bases 487 to 1599 code for a protein of 370 amino acids. The transcript is spliced from 2 exons. NCBI's taxonomy places the organism in Eukaryota, Metazoa, Chordata, Chondrichthyes, Myliobatiformes, Dasyatidae.